CAGGCGCAGCGAUGUUGGAUGCCUCGGAGGCGACGGGCCACUCCCGACAGCUGCUGCUCCAGCUCAACGCCCAGCGGACCAAGGGCUUCCUCUGCGACGUGAUCCUGGUGGUGCAGAACGCGCUCUUCCGCGCCCACAAGAACGUGCUGGCGGCCAGCAGCGCGUACCUCAAGGCCUUGGUGGUGCACGACAACCUCAUCAACCUGGACCAGGAGAUGGUCAGCCCAGCCGUCUUCCGCGCCGUCCUCGACUUCAUCUACACGGGCCGC
Messenger RNA from Python bivittatus (Burmese python), 269 nucleotides. The record is from RefSeq and is a predicted model, not a curated record. NCBI's taxonomy places the organism in Eukaryota, Metazoa, Chordata, Lepidosauria, Squamata, Pythonidae.